Molecule: messenger RNA, 4638 nt
Organism: Porites evermanni
Lineage: Eukaryota; Metazoa; Cnidaria; Anthozoa; Scleractinia; Poritidae
Source: the annotation of a GenBank genome assembly
AUGCAGGCGGAAUCUAACCAAUACGAGAAAUCCAAAGAGAACUCCAGGUUAUUAUACACAUCAUGCGAUGAACAGAAAAUUGAUUCCUACAGCGAAGAUAUGAUACUCUCAGGUAAAAGAUAACAUUAAAGUCGUUUAAUCACAGGGCGCCCACACAAUCUGCUUGUGUAGCCGAUUGUUAUUUUAUAGUAAAUGUACUGGAUUUACCGUUUGCCUCGUUCGCCGUUGACUGUUCCUUCUACUUAUAAGGAACAGUCAACGGCGAACUCAAACUCCUUCAAAAUCGCUCAAAAAACCGCUUUUGAGGCAAAAGGACGAUUAUAUACCACAGGUAAGGUAAUUCAACGUUUAUUUAUCAUUGAUUUAUAUACAUAGUUAGCAACAUAUCGGUAUAGGUGAGGCAAACGGUGAAUCCAGUACAUUUGCUAUAAAAUAACUAUCGGCUACACAAACAGAUUGUGUGGAGGCCCUCUGGUUUAAUGAGACCUGCUUGAUGUCUCAAGUGACUCAGAUACCCGGUUUCUUACGUGAUAGAAAAAAUAAGGUAUGCAAAGCUAUGAUCAUUUGAAGAUUUUAUGCAAAUUAGGCUCAAGCAAUGCCUUACCGGUAACAGCCAUGUCGAGGUGACUUUAUUUCAGUCACAACGAAAUCACGCUAUGGUCACGCCAGUUGGGCACGAAACUUAGAAAAUGCUUCCGACCAUACACUAGGGGACGAAGUUGAAUAUAUAAUUUUUUUUAUAUUAACAAGCACAGGAGUUUGGUCUUCAGUAGUAAUCAUUGAUCGUUUAUUGCGACAGUGCUGUUUCGUAUGGUCCGAAAUUGUAGGACGACACUCAAGUUGUCAGACUGGAGAGAGUUGCUAUGCCUCAAGGGCUAGAAUUGCCGUAGAAUGUAUUAUAUUAGAGACUAGCUCACAAUGCAAAGUAGGUCUGGUAAACCGCAUGAAACACUGAAAGAUCCUAAUAAAAUAUUUACAGUUUUUACUUAAAAUAUGAAAAUAGGCAGUUUUAUUAAAAAAUAGACUUAUGACAUCAUAUCCCAUUACAUAGCAGCUUAUUCUCUCCAAACAUUAUCAAAAUAAAUCUAAGGGAUGCGAACAGCUACAAGAAACAGCAUGUCCUAAAAACUUCUCCUUGCAUGUCCGAUAGUUAAUUAACACAAUAAUAAGAAAAUAACUAUUCACAGACUACUAUUGUUAAAUUUCGUUAAGAUCAACCAACACGAGGAUUUCAUCUUGACAUAAGAAAGAUGCUGAUUGGCGUUGCCAUAGUGAUCGGCGUCGCUUUGUCCUGGGUAGGUUCGACGCAGUUCGCUCAGAGUACGUACUCACCGGAGUUCAAUGCUCCAUUUUUUGUCGCGUGGUUCUCAACUUCCUGGAUGCUAGUAGUUUUUCCGGUCUAUUUUUUGCCAGGACUACUGAAAGGAAAGAAGAUGCUUCAAUUUUACAGGUAAACUCACUAGGCCAUUUCUGAGUUUCAAAAUUUCCCACUUUCAAAACGGGGCUAAGUGCAAAACCUUUCUUUACUGAAAACCCUUGCUGAAAACGAGUUUUAUCUGCACGAGAAUAGAGAACCAUUUUCAUGUCAAUGGCCUCGCACUUAGCUUCGCUCUGAACAGAGCCUUGGGGCAGCUUAGAAAUGGCCUAAUAAAAAGAGAUGAAGGUUCUAUUUUUCAAAGCUUGCAUUACUAACGUAAGAUUCAUUUAGAAAUGUUUCAACAGCCUAAAGGUUGACACCAGAUUUCUCUAAAAAUCACCACCAGAAUGAAAUAAUUUUCUGCCUACUGCGAGCCAAACAUUAUAUCUGGAUGAGUACGAAUAAAAAAGCCUUUCCUAAGAUACAAGACUUUCAACAUUGCUUCAAAUCAAUUUAUCUAUUGGAGGAAAACUUAAAGCCUAAAGAUAGCCCAACCAAAAAGUGGGAGCUUUUAAAAAAACUUUAUUUUGAAGGACUGUGUUAGUUUCUCCUCAGUGUUGUCAGUCCCCUGUGUACAAUCCGUACAAGUUGACAGCCUUCCCUCAGUGCCUACUCAAAUGAAUCAAGCAAUGCGCAAUGCAAAACAGUUUGCACUUUAAUCUUUUUAGUUUAACUUGUAAGCACCGCUUAAUGUAAUCUGCUUAAUGUCUGUAAGUACAUGUUUGAAAAUAUUACAAUAAAAAAAUGAGUUAACAUUUGAAAACGCGUGCAAUACUUUUUAAUGCCUCUUCGCUUAUCUUCACGCUAAAAGUCCCUAUAACGCUGGCCGACAUAACAUAAAAUUGGACAACAUCAGCUUAAUUUGUUCGUUUUUAAUCCGGCAAUUUUGCUGUUGCUAAAUCACUGAUUGCUUAAUUCUUUUUGCGGAGAUAGAUUCAUAUUGGUAAACUUUGACACAAGAGUUCAUGUUUUGUUGUGAUUGUUAACUUGUUUUAGAGAAAGUGAAAAGGUGUUUGGAAGUCAAGGCCUGCAUCUUAAGUCCUUAAUCAAAUACGUGGGUCCGUUCUGUUUGCUGUGGAUGUUGACGAACUAUUCUUACGUUCGUGCUCUCGGCGUGAUCAGGGCAGCGGAUGUCACGGCUCUGUUUUCAUCCUGUAGUGCUUUUGUUUAUGUGUUCUCCUUGAUUUGGCUAAGGGAAAGGCUAGGCAUUGUUAAGGUAAGACGAAAGAUACGUUAAGUGCUCCCAAAAUUAAGCCACGGUAAAACGGGCAUCAGAAACGUGCAACUUGGUUUGCAACCUUGCUGCAAAACUCACCCACGUUCAAACCUGUUUCGCAACACUGAAUCAGGUUGUUGCAACUUGUGUGAAUACUGACUUCUGAUUGGAUAAAAUUACGCGGGAGUCAAGCUAUACACUGGAGGUACGUCACUUGUUGCAAAACAAGUUUGCAUUGGGCUGGUAAAACUCGCAACAUGUACAGACCUUGUUGCAAAAGUAGAACUACUCCCUACUUUCUGCAACAACUUUUAGCAACCUGCAAAAACCUCAUUUGUUAUAAGAUAGGUUUGAUUCGACAGCAGUGAAAAACUCGCUAAAAAAUGAAUUUACAUUCUCUUAAACGUUAUCGCGUCUUUUUAGAUCCGCUCAAAUAGUCAAAUGUGGGCGGUUUUUCGUCGAUUUUAAUUUUUUUAGACUGUAUCCAGGUUAAAAAGGGAAAAAGAGAAUUCGUCGUCGUAUGUUCACGUCCUCAAUCCAUAAAACGUCACAUUAGGAGGUUUCACAACGUAGUCGUGUGGUGGAUGUACGUCAAAGAUAUGUACCAAACUGCGCGAUGCACGUCGUGCAAAACUGUUGUUUUGCUGAUAAAACCAGUUGUUUUUUUGGCGUUGUGGUCGUCCUUGUGGUAAGGUUGCCAAAGCUCUAUCCACUAAUAAAUUUACCUUCCUCAUUGACGAACUUCACUAUCUUUAAAUUCAUUCUGAACUCAUCAGGUAACCGCAGUCCUGUUAUGUAUCGGCGGUAUAGUGAUGAUGGCUUACGCAGAAGGUUUUCAAGGACCGAACGCUGCCGGUGUAAUACUGUCCGUAGCUGCGGCUAUAGGGGCUGCUUUGUACAAGGUAACUUCUGAAGUACCGUUAGGGUCUCAAACGCAACCAACAUGCGUGGCCCCUGUGAGAAAGGGCAUGUUGUAGCCCCGGGAAUACAAUAGGGUUAGAGUGAAAGGGGCUAUCUGAUGUCACUGCUUUAAGCCCCUUGAAAACGGGCGCAACAUUGAGUGUAUUUAUACAAACACGUUCACGUCCAAGGUAAGCAGCGGCUUAGAUAAGGCCAGCACAAAACUCCUCUGCCAGGAUCAGCCGCGGCUUGAGCUAGCCGCGGGUUGAAUAAUCUGUGAACGUAGAUUUUGUACCAUUUACAGCUAUUCCAGAAAGGUUGUCGGAAAAAGUGUGCACGCGAGAAUCCUAACCCUAACCCUUACCCUAACCCAUUCUAUCUAUUCCUAGAUAAUUUUUACAUUUUAGAUUUUUUUAGUGGUUUGUAAAGCGCCUUUGGAUGCCUGCAGAAAAGGCUCUAUAUAAAUUUGUUAUUAUUAUUAUUAUUAUUAUUAUUAUUAUUAUUGUCAUCAUCUCACCCCCCCUUUCCCCGCCCCCCCCUAGGGAUGUACAAUUUGUGUGAGAGAUGUAUUCGCAUCGUUUUUAGGGUCGUCACGCAACGCUGGAGAAGCAUUGCGUGACGGCCCUCUACAGAAGGAGACUAUACAUACCCAUGCACAUGUUUUUUACUUUAGGUGUGGUUCAAAAGGAUUGUAGGAGAUGCUACAUUGGGUCAAGUUUCCCUGUUUCUGUCCUGUCUUGGCCUGCUAAGCACAUUACUUCUCUGGCCAAUUAUCGUCAUCUUUCAUCUCACACACUACGAAGACCUCACCUGGAGAAAUAUUCCAUGGAAAUAUCUUUUUGGAAAAGCAUUUCUAGGAAUAAUUUUUAAUUUUUUGAUUAACUUCGGCAUCGCUUUCACGUACCCUUUGUUUAUCUCUCUCGGCACCGUUCUCGGGAUUCCUAUCAAUGCUUUGACAGAUUUUCUCUUCCGAGGUUCAGCGUUCGGUGGUUUUAAGAUAGUCGCUGCAUCGUAUAUUGUCAUUGGUUUUCUAUUCAUGUUAUUACCGAAAGAAUUUGAAGAAAGUCUUCAGCAAACAUUUUGUUGCGGCGGCCUAUGUAGGUAA